Hypoxylon trugodes is the source of this 1709-nucleotide messenger RNA. RefSeq names its product glycoside hydrolase family 5 protein. NCBI's taxonomy places the organism in Eukaryota, Fungi, Ascomycota, Sordariomycetes, Xylariales, Hypoxylaceae. Bases 333 to 1586 code for a protein of 417 amino acids. Gene Ontology annotation, molecular function: hydrolase activity, hydrolyzing O-glycosyl compounds. The transcript has 2 exons. The record is from RefSeq and is a predicted model, not a curated record.
ACGAAACUAGCGUUUCUCCUCUCGUUUUCCUUCCUUGUGAUUGUCCCAGCUGGUUGUUAUAAUAGAAAGUUGGUCCGCACAACAGAUCACCUUUUGCUCUGUGGCUUUUCGGUGUACGGCCGUGUUGCUAGACUCACCAGUAACCCUGUUAAUAAUAACAGCUUGAGCAAGGUAUAAGGUCAUACGCUAAUUUGUCCUACUCUUUUCCUCGCUGCCGUCGUACGGGCACAUAUUUUUACUCUAUUUAUAUAGAGCUCACAAGGUGCUACCGUAUACAUACACUCAAACCCCCUCUCUCCCCGAGUGUCGAUACAUUCACAUCAUAUCUCAGAAUGAAGCUACUACCGCUCUUUACGGCCUUGAGCGCCGUUGUGCUUCCGGCUGCUCUGGUUUCCUGCCAGAAGCUUCCCCUCUCAACCUCGUCGCGAUGGAUUCUAGACGCCGACGGCCAGCGCGUCAAGUUGCGGUGUAUUAACUGGGCGGGCCACCAAGAGGUUAACAUCCCUGAGGGUCUGAACAAGCAAUCUGUCGACUACAUCGCCGACUUCAUUCAGCAACAGGGCUUCAACUGUGUGCGUCUAACGUACUCUAUCGACCAUGCUCUCAACCCGGAUGUCCUCAUUUCGGACUCGUUUGUGGCUGCUGCCGGCGCUGCAAACGUAUCCACUGAGGAUAUGAACAACAUGUACUCCCAGAUUGCCGAGAAGAACUCAUUCGUCAACGGCGCUACCACCCGUGCGGCUUAUGAGGCUGUUAUUGCGGCGCUUUGGAAGAGGGGUGUUAUGACUAUCCUGGAUAACCAUGUCAGCAAGGCGAGCUGGUGCUGUGGCAUCGACGAUGGCAAUGGAUGGUGGGAUGAAGGGUUCGGCUACAAUGAUAUGAACAGCCGAUACUUCAAGACACAGGAAUGGCUAGAUGGACUUGAGAAGAUCGCGACGUGGUCGAUCUCGCAACCGGGCGUCAUCGGAAUGGGUCUACGCAACGAGAUCCGCGAAUGGCUCUUACAAGGCACUAACGGGCGUGAGGACUGGUACAACUUCCUAACGCAAGCCGCAACACGCGUACACACCGCCAACCCAGAACUCCUGAUCAUCAUGGGCGGUACCCAGAGCGCGACUGAUCUAACGCACAUCCGAGUCAACAAGACCAUCGACUGGAGCGCGUGGCAGGGCAAGCACGUAUGGGAGUGGCACGCAUACUCCUUCACCGUAACCUUCGCCAUAGCCUCCGGAAACUGUGACCUACUAAAGCAGACCUACGGUCUAUUCGACGGCUUCGUUCUCGAGCAGGACAAAGACUACACUGCGCCGCUCAUCCUAUCCGAGUUCGGCUUCGGCAUGACAGGCGGUCCGAACAGUGGUUUGUCCGACGAUGAUAACUCGUACUUCCAAUGCCUCCGUGAUUACGUCACGGGUAAUGACGGCGAAUGGGCGCUUUGGGCUGUCCAGGGCUCGUAUUACGUACGCCAGGGUACCGUGGGUGCGGAUGAGGGAUGGGGUCUAUUGGAUACGGAUUGGAGUCAACUGAGGAACCCGAAUGUGACGGAUUUGUUGGCGCCGAUGUUUAAGGUCACUCAGGGACCUUGAUUGUGUUUGUAUAUAGAUGGAAAGGGGGUCGGAUUUGUAUAUAUGGGUACUGAUUUAGAGGGUUGAUACGAGGGCAUGUGGCAUAGGUCGAUGGUUUAUCGGAGGAGCGGACUAAUGAUGGGU